AUGCAAGGAUGGCGUAUCAGUAUGGAAGAUGCUCAUUCAGUACACCUCUUUUUACCCCCUACCGAUUCAUCAAAAACGAUCACACCGUCACCUGAUAUCCCUCAACAACCUGCAGGAUCGACAGUAACGAAUGAUAACGAUGAGGAAGAUGAAGAAGAUGCUCAUGCUCUGUUCGGUGUAUUCGAUGGUCAUGGUGGAUCAUCAGUUGCUAAAUAUACAGGAACCACAUUACAUACCAGAUUAGCUGGAUCAGAUGCUUAUAAAAAUGGAGAAUUCGAAGUCGCACUCAAGCAAACAUUCUUGAAAACAGAUGAAGAUCUUAGAGCAGACCCAAAUUUCUUCAAUGACCCUUCAGGAUGUACCGCUGUUGUUGGAUUAAUAACAAAAGAUGGUCGGAUCAUUGUUGCCAACUCUGGAGACUCCCGAUCGGUGUUAGGGUACAAAGGUGAAGCAAAAGCCAUGUCUUAUGAUCAUAAACCUACCAACAAGGAGGAAACUGCCCGUAUCACAUCCGCAGGAGGAUUCGUAGAAUUUGGUCGGGUAAACGGUAAUCUCGCCUUGUCUAGAGCUAUUGGUGAUUUCGAAUUCAAGCAAAACUAUUCUCUUGCUCCUGAAAAACAAAUCGUCACCGCCGAUCCUGAAAUUAUCACCCACAAACUUGACGGAGAGGAAGAGUUCUUGGUAUUGGCCUGUGACGGUAUUUGGGAUUGUCUAUCGUCUCAACAAGUUGUUGAUUUCACCCGACGAGCUAUUGCCAAUGGUGACGAGCUCGGCAAAAUUGCAGAGGAUAUGAUGGUCAAAUGUCUUGCUACCGACUCAGAAACAGGAGGUAUCGGGUGUGAUAACAUGACUGUUGUGAUUGUUGCUCUAUUGAAUGGACGAACACCCGAAGAAUGGCAAGAAUGGGUCAAAGGACGAGUGGAUAAGAAAUUUGGUUACGAUACCCCUGCAUCUGUUCCCGACAUCUUUGGCCAAAAUCAAGCUAGUACCACCGGUGGUAAUGCACUUUCAAGUUCCGGUUUCAGAGUGGCAGGUGCCGGUGGAUUAGCAAAUAUUGCUUCCAUCCUUGGCGCCUCAGGAAUCACCUUCCGACCAGCUUACGACAGCGACGACGACGAGGACGAGAUUCAAAUAAUCGGAGAAGAGGGAAAAGGGAUCGAUACCAGUGCGGACAAACCUGAUACAGGUUUGAUUGAUAAUAAGGGGGUAGAAGGGAAAACCAAACCCAAGAAUGUAACUGAUGAGAUUGAUGACGAUAAAGCCGAAGCUGCGUUGAACACUGAAAGUAAGAAAGGUUCUGUAGAAUUACUAGAUGAGGAUGGUGAUUCAGCUAUGGAUUCAGGGGAUGAAUCUGAUUCAACUACAACAGGAUCCACUCCAGCUGGAACAGAAACACAAGCUGGAACAGGAUCAUCAUCAACGCAAAAAACAUCAGCAGCGAAAUCCAUCAAUACAUCAAAUUCUCCACCUUCACCUAUCCCACCUAGUUUCUCUUCUAUAGGAUCACCCACUGUACCAACACCUCAAGCAUUACAAAGGACUUCACAUCCCAAAAAAAUUGAACAGAUCAAAUCUGAUCCCCAAGGCGACAAACCUUCAGAUGCUGUAAAAGUGGAAGGGUUAAUGGAUACAAGUGAAAAUCCAUUAAAACUUUAA
Kwoniella shivajii is the source of this 1656-nucleotide messenger RNA. RefSeq lists its product as uncharacterized. The record is from RefSeq and is a predicted model, not a curated record. NCBI's taxonomy places the organism in Eukaryota, Fungi, Basidiomycota, Tremellomycetes, Tremellales, Cryptococcaceae. The coding region runs from base 1 to 1656 and encodes 551 amino acids. The transcript is spliced from 6 exons. Gene Ontology annotation, molecular function: cation binding; protein serine/threonine phosphatase activity. Gene Ontology annotation, biological process: protein dephosphorylation.